AUCUAAAAGUUAUCAUGGUCGAAAAGGAAGGUGGAAAGAAAGUCAAUCGAUGGAAGAAGCAAAGUGGAGAAAGCUAGGACGUGGUCCUUUGAAAGCUCUUAACGUUCAAGAACUGGCAAAAGAACAACUAGCAACCAUUCCGCCGCGAUAUAUUCAAGAUGAUGUAGAAAAGACAUCACAUAAUUCUUCCAUGUUGUUGCCUCAAAUCCCAGUGAUCGACAUGGAACAACUGUUGCAUGGUCAUGAUCAUGAUUCAGAGCUUGAGAGACUUCAUUUUGCUUGCAAAGAAUGGGGAUUUUUCCAGGUGGUGAAUCAUGGGGUGAGUAUACCGUUGAUGGAGAAAGUGAAAUCAGAAAUCCAAGCAUUUUUUGAUCUACCAUUGGAAGAAAAGAAGAAGUUUGAGCAACAAGAAGGGAAUAUUGAAGGAUUUGGUCAAGAUAUUGUUUUUUCUGAAGAGCAAAAGUUAGACUGGAGUGAUUUGUUUUACAUAACAACUCUCCCUGCCAAUAUGAGACAACCUCAUUUAUUUCCUAAGCUCCCUGUCUCACUCAGGGACACCUUGGAAGCACACAGCCAAGAAUUCAAGAACCUGGCAAUAAGCAUCCUGAGUCAAAUUGCAAAGGGUUUAAAGAUGGAUGAAAAAGAAAUGAGAGAUCUAUACACUGAUGGUAUGCAAAUACUAAGGAUGAAUUAUUAUCCUCCUUGCCCUGAGCCAGACAGGACAUAUGGCUUAAACCCUCAUUCUGAUAGUGAUGCUCUCACCAUCCUCAUCCAUUUGAAUGAAACUGAAGGUCUCCAAGUCCGAAAAGAUGAUACUUGGGUGCCUGUAAAGCCCCUCCCAAAUGCUUUGACUGUCAAUAUAGGCGAUAUGAUGGAGAUAGUGAGCAAUGGUGUUUAUAAAAGCAUUGAGCACAGAGCAAUUGUAAACUCAAAAGAAAGAAGGCUAUCUCUUGCAACAUUCUAUACCUUUAACAACGACUCUGAUUUGGGACCUGCACUCAGCCUCAUCGGACCAAAUAACCCUCCGAUUUUUCGAAGAACUAACUUAGCAAAAUCAUUGGAGAUUUUUUCUAAAAGAAAAAUUAAUGGAAAAUCGUUCGUUGAUUUCAUGAAGAUGGGGGCUAAGGAUGAUGAAUCCUAGGUAGCAUUUGAUAGUACUCUACAUCGUUCAUUUUGAGCUUGUUUUCAAAGUUACUCUUGCUAUUUUAACUUCAUGAUCCAUUGUUUGAUGGUUGUAUGCCUGUAAUAAAGAAGGAAGUUACAUGACAAGUUGUCACGUACUUUCAUUUAGACAUCUUGCUAUUUUAACUUCAUGAUCCAUUGUUUGAUGGUUGUAUGCCUGUAAUAAAGAAGGAAGUUACAUGACAAGUUGUCACGUACUUUCAUUUAGACA
Messenger RNA from Capsicum annuum, 1393 nucleotides. Its product is annotated as protein SRG1. The transcript is spliced from 4 exons. Bases 50 to 1141 code for a protein of 363 amino acids. The record is from RefSeq and is a predicted model, not a curated record. NCBI's taxonomy places the organism in Eukaryota, Viridiplantae, Streptophyta, Magnoliopsida, Solanales, Solanaceae.